CGACGCGCCGGAAAGCAACGGCCGCAGCCAGCACCGAGUGGAGCGGGUCACCAUGGGGAAAAUCGCCCUGCAACUCAAAGCCACGCUGGAGAACAUCACCAAUCUCCGGCCCUUGGGCGAGGACUUCCGGUGGUACCUGAAGAUGAAAUGUGGCAACUGUGGUGAGAUUUCGGACAAGUGGCAGUACAUCCGGCUGAUGGACAGUGUGGCACUGAAGGGGGGCCGUGGCAGUGCUUCCAUGGUCCAGAAGUGCAAGCUGUGUGCAAGAGAAAAUUCCAUCGAGAUAUUAAGCAGCACCAUCAAGCCUUACAAUGCUGAAGACAAUGAAAACUUCAAGACAAUAGUGGAGUUUGAGUGCAGGGGCCUUGAACCAGUUGAUUUCCAGCCCCAGGCUGGGUUUGCUGCUGAAGGUGUGGAGUCAGGGACAGUCUUCAGUGACAUUAAUUUGCAGGAGAAGGACUGGACUGACUAUGAUGAAAAGGCCCAGGAGUCUGUGGGAAUCUACGAGGUCACCCACCAGUUUGUGAAGUGCUGAUCCCUCUUCCUGCACAGUUGCCCUUACAAACUGAGAAAGGACAAUGUACCCAAGCAGCAGAGCCCACAGAGGCUGGUUCCUUUGCCCCUUGUCUCCUGGCGGCUAUACCAAACCUUCACAGUCUGCAUGCUGGACUUGAUUACAGCUUCCCAAGCCCCAUCAAUAAAGCCCCUGUUCAUGCUGCACUGGUGUAUGAAGGUGAAGUAAGGAAGUAGCUACUCCCUCUGCAAAUAAGAAUUCGUGCAGCAGCAGUUCACUCCUUAGGAAUAUGAAGAGUAUUUUUAAGGAGAUGGUAUCUCCCCAGUCAAGGGCAAGUAUACAGAGAGGAAACUGCGAUCCCACCAUCACUCAAUGAGCCAGAAGCCAAUGGUGACGUACUAUUACCCGAACUUACUGAACUUGCUGUUGGAAAGAUCUUUGUGAGGAUUAGGAAUUAGGUUAAAAAAAAUUAAGAACCAUCUUCAAGCAAAAAUUAAACUUUAUUUCUGGCUUAAACAAUAAAUACACCUGAGUUAGUUUUUCAAACUUUUCCUCCUGAUUAAAUGCCCUUAAAACUGAAA
Messenger RNA from Rhinopithecus roxellana (golden snub-nosed monkey), 1095 nucleotides. RefSeq names its product CXXC motif containing zinc binding protein (gene CZIB). Lineage: Eukaryota; Metazoa; Chordata; Mammalia; Primates; Cercopithecidae. Gene Ontology annotation, molecular function: zinc ion binding. Bases 53 to 535 code for a protein of 160 amino acids. The record is from RefSeq and is a predicted model, not a curated record. The transcript is spliced from 8 exons.